AUGCUGGAUCCCGCCGCGGCGCCCACAGGGAUGAGCGAUGGAGGCGCCGAGCCCGGCAGGAGCCCCGUGCUGCGGGGGGAGCCCGGAGCCGCCGCCGCCGCGCCCGGCCGCACCGAGCCCGGCAGCUGCAAGGAGGCGGCGGGCGGCUCGGCGCCCAGCGCCGGCUCCUCCACGCAGUGCGCCGCGCACAGCCCGAGCCCGGCGGGGGCCGGCGAGGCCGAUUACUGCCGCCGCAUCCUGGUGCGAGAUGCCAAAGGGACCAUUCGGGAGAUUGUGCUGCCCAAGGGCCUGGACCUGGACCGGCCCAAGCGCACGCGGACCUCCUUCACGGCGGAGCAGCUCUACCGCCUGGAGCUGGAGUUCCAGCGCUGCCAGUACGUCGUGGGCAGGGAGAGGACGGAGCUAGCGCGGCAGCUCAACCUCUCCGAAACGCAGGUCAAGGUCUGGUUCCAGAACCGGCGCACCAAGCAGAAGAAGGACCAGAGCAGGGACUCCGAGAAACGCUCCGGUUCCACCUCUGAAUCCUUCGCCACCUGCAACAUCCUGCGGCUCCUGGAGCAAGGCAGACUCUUAUCUGUCCCGGCCCCCCCCGCCCUCCUCUCCCCGGGCACCAAUCCCGCCGGGAGUGCCGACGGAGCAGCCUUGGCGGGCAGCACGUCACCCGCGCUCGGCGGCGGCAGCAGCGGCAGCCCCCCGGGCACCGGAGCCUUCGGCCUCCCGCUGGCGCCCUCCUCCUCCUCCUCGCCGCGGCUGCCCGCCGCGCCGCUCUGCUUCGGGGCGCCGCUGCUGGGCGCCCUGCACGAGCUGCCGAGCGCCUACGGACUGGGCAGCUCCGCGUUUGAGCCUUACACGCGCCUGGAGCGGAAAGACACUUCUCUACCCAGCAAGAAGCCAAGUCCUUAAGGGAUAAGAAGGAGAAGAGUAUUCAUUAAUUAAUAAUAUUAUUAAUAAUAAGAAUAAAGACGAGGAAAAUGAGUGUCAAAAGAGCUCCUGUCCCCGCUGCCAUCCCCCACACUUGUCCUGCCCCUCACUGGGGCUUCCUCUUGCCAGACCAGUCUUGGGGGCUGUAG
Nothoprocta perdicaria is the source of this 1070-nucleotide messenger RNA. It is a transcript of the gene VAX2, whose product is annotated as ventral anterior homeobox 2. NCBI's taxonomy places the organism in Eukaryota, Metazoa, Chordata, Aves, Tinamiformes, Tinamidae. The record is from RefSeq and is a predicted model, not a curated record. Gene Ontology annotation, molecular function: DNA-binding transcription factor activity, RNA polymerase II-specific; DNA binding. The coding region runs from base 1 to 903 and encodes 300 amino acids. Gene Ontology annotation, biological process: brain development; central nervous system development; regulation of DNA-templated transcription. The transcript is spliced from 3 exons.